This is a messenger RNA of Perca flavescens (yellow perch), 4887 nucleotides long. RefSeq names its product zinc finger protein 609-like. The record is from RefSeq and is a predicted model, not a curated record. Gene Ontology annotation, cellular component: nucleus. Lineage: Eukaryota; Metazoa; Chordata; Actinopteri; Perciformes; Percidae. Gene Ontology annotation, biological process: regulation of transcription by RNA polymerase II.
GUUCACGGGUAGUAAGUUAUGGUUUGACUGCCGUCCCAGGACGCUUUCACGGGUAGAAGGUUGUGAAAACACGGGUUACGAUUUGCCUGGAACGCAGCAUCAAAGUCCAUGUACAAGUGCCUAGUCCGUGCACUGACUCCAGUCCAGUCAGUGACAUGAAUCCAGCGAAUCCAGGUCCAGUGACUCCGCUGAUCCAGUGCUCCGGGCUUUGGUUGCAUUGUACCUAACAGCCAUUUAGCCCCACUGUGCUGUUUUUCUGUCUGUUGCUGUCCGUGUGUCUGUUAACGGGAGGGGGGGGGAUACCGUUGACCUGGAAACUCUGGGAGUAUCACAUCCAGUCAUGGAAUACCUCGGAUAAGUUUUAUGUCCAUCCAGGCUCGAGAAACGACUCCAAAAUGUCGGUGUUUCCCGCUGCUUUCCAGUUUUCUCCCCGGGAUUUGACCGUGUGAUGGCUGCGGUCCAGUGAACUGGGAGCACGUUGACUGGCUUGCCUGUUCUAUCCACCAGUUUUUGGGAGCUUGUCUUAACUGGUUUUACUGGGAUUAUCGGAACCUAUGGAGUGUACAUGAACGUUGGUCGGAUAGGGAUUUCAAACGGGGAGGCGAUGUGGGGAGCUGGGCGGUGGCCUGGGGCCCAGCCCUGAGGAGGCGUCCCGCGGCUGGGAGGAGCCCCCGGCCCCUCCUCUGGCCCCCCCCCCCCGCAGCGCCCCGGGACGACCCUACUAAGAUGUCCCUCAGCAGCGGCCCUGCAGGCGGGAAAGGUGUGGACUCCAACGCGGUGGAGGCGUACGACAGCGGCGAUGAGUGGGAUAUCGGCGUCGGCAAUCUGAUCAUCGACCUAGACGCCGACCUGGAGAAGGACAAGCUGGAGAUGUCGAGCGGCAAGGAGGGAGGGGGCAUGGCCGCCCCCCCUGGCGCCGUUGCCGCGCUACCGGACAACAUAAAGUUCGUGAGCCCCGUAGCUGCCGCCGCGCAGGGCAAAGAGAGCAAAUCCAAAUCCAAACGCAGUAAAAACUCUAAGGAGAGCGCCAAGGCCCCGACGGUGUCAGACGGAGCUAAGAAGGAGGUUCAGGGGGGUCCGGGGCCGACCCAGAACCCUAACUGUACCCCCGCCAAGGGCACCGACAAGCCCGGUAAACCCUCCCGUACCCUGCCCGCCCCGAAAAAGGACAAAGACGGCUCGUCGGGGAAAACCAAGAAGGAGAAAACGGAGGUUGUUUCUGUCGGCGCUGAGAAAGAGCCCGCGGCUACCGUCCCUCGCGGCGGCCCCUUCGAGGGCCCGCAGGACCCCGAGUCGGCCGCGGCCGAGCAGCUCGGGAUCGUCGUGGCUCCGCCCCCGCCGCCGCUGCUGGACCCGGCCGGGGUUGGACAGCACGUCGCCAUGACGACGGAGCAAGAGGAAGUGGACAACGGCGAAUGCCGAAAUCCGAAGAAAGCGAUCACCGUGAAGAUGGAGUCUCCGGCCUCCACGCCCGCUCCCCCCCCUCUCCACCUCCUCUCCCCCGUCGCCAGCAGCGAGAUCUCGUCUCCCUGCGAGCAGCUCAUGGUACGCACGCGCUCGGUAGCGGUGAACACUGCGGAUGCGGCGCAGGCGACGGAGCCGGAGUGCCUGGGGCCCUGUGAGCCAGGCACCAGCGUCAACCUGGAGGGCAUCGUGUGGCAGGAGACAGAGGACGGCAUGCUGGUGGUUAACGUCACCUGGAGGAACAAGACAUACGUUGGGACGCUGCUGGACUGCACGAGACAUGACUGGGCCCCUCCAAGGUUCUGCGAGUCUCCGACCAGCGACGUGGAAAUGCGGAGCGGGCGCGGCCGGGGGAAGCGGAUGCGCCCCAGCGGCAACACGCCGCUGAACGACAACAGCAACUCCUCCGACAACAGAGGCAGCGGCAGCAGCAAGACGCGCGGCGCCGCGGCGGCCAGCAGCAAAGGGCGGCGAGGCAGCCAGACGGCGGGCGGCCCCGAGGACGCCAAGGCCAGCCCACUGUCCUCCGCCAAGAGGAAGACCAAGCCGGCCUCGGACAUGGAGCCCACCUCCAGCUCCGAGGACACCAAGGCGUCCAAGCGCAUGAGGACCAACUCCACGCCCAACUCGACGGGCGCCUCCCUUCCCGUCGCCGUGGGGAAAGUUGACGCCUUGCCGCCGCAGCAGCUGGACCGCGCCUGCCCGUCCCCGGUGCUCAUCGACUGCCCGCACCCGAACUGCAACAAGAAGUACAAGCACAUCAACGGGCUCAAGUACCACCAGGCCCGGGCGCACAACGACCACGACGACGUCCGGUUGGACCACGACGCCGACAGCGAAUGCGGCGACGAGCCCGCCGCGCUCCACCCGGACCCGGCGUCCUGCAACGGCGCCGCCAUCUCCCCCGCGCGCUCCGCCACGCCCAAGGGACGCGCCUUCACCGACUCGCCUUCGAAGCUGCCGUCGAAGGGGAAGAAGAAGGCGGGCGAGGCGGAGCCGGAGGCGCCGGACCACGGCGAGGACCCCGCGAGUUUGACGGACGACGCCAGCAACGACGGGAUGGACGACAGGAAGGCGAAGAAGGUGGCGCCCGGCGGCAAAACCGGCGAUAAACCGACGCAGAAAGGCGCGAAGCCGCCCGGCCGGCCCCCCGUAGCGCCCAACGCCCCUUCGCCGUACGCCAUGCAGGCGUCCUCCCCCGCGGUUCUGGGCUCGGUGGUUCAGCCCGUCCCCAAGAGCCCCCAGCUGAAGAACGCGCAGCCCAAAGCGCCGCCGGCGCCGGGGGAGGCCACCGCCACCAGCCCCACGCUCGGCAAGGACAAGAAGAAGAAGGACAAGAAGAAGCGGGAGGGAGGGAAGGAGGGCGACAGUCCGAAGGGAAAGGGCCAGGCCAGGCCGGAGGAAGGGAAGAGCCCGUACUCGGAGUCACCCGACGCCGCCUUGCUCAACGGCUCAUCGGACGCACAGCAGAGCCGCCUGGCUAGCAUCAAGGCCGAGGCCGACAAGGUGUACAGCUUCUCGGACAACGCGCCCAGCCCGUCCAUCGGCGUGGCGAGCCGCAUCGAGGCCGGCCUCGGGCCGCAGCUCAACCAGAACGGCGCCGACAGCGCUUCCGUCAAAACGGGCAGCCCGGCCUACUCCGACAUCUCGGACGCCGGCGAGGACGGCGAGGGGAAAGCCGAGAGCGUGAAGGUGAAAACGGAGCCGGACCAGGGACCUCGUGAAGGCGCCAAGAAGGCGCUGUUCCCGCCUCAGGCGCCCAGUAAAGAGUCGCCGUACUACCCCAACUACGAGUCCUACUACUCCCCGAACUACCCCAACCCGAGCCCGGGCGCCACGCCCACGGCGCCGCCACACGUGGAGGGAGCUCAGGUGAAGGUGAAGAAGGAGGAGGAGCCCGAGGUGUGCGAGGACCUGAAGCUGAAGGUGGAGCCUCCGGAGGAGAGGAAGGUGGAGCCGCCGGGACCUCCUCAUCAUCACCACCACCAUCAUCAUCAGCAGCAGCCGUCCGUCAUCCAGCAGCGCUCCAACAUGUACGCUCAGCCGCUGUACUACAACCAGUACUACGUCCCGCCGUACUCGUACUCGCCCGACCAGGCCUACCACGCCCACCUGCUGGCCUCCAACCCAGCCUACCGCCAGCAGUACGAGGACAGGCAGCGGCUCGCCGACAAGAAGGCCGAGAGCAAGGAGCGGGAGGCGUCCGGGAAGGAGGAGUGGAAGCACAAAGCCUCGGUGCCCCCGAACCUCUCCAGGGCGCCCAGCCUCACCGACCUCGCCGCUAAGGGCGCGCCGAACCAACCGGCCAAGCCCAAAGAGACGCCGCCAGCAGCGGCGGAGCAAGCCAAGUCGGUCAUCAUGGCGAAGGGAGAGGACCAAAAGGCCGCCACCGCUGCCCAGCCGGAGGGCUUGAAGAUGAAGCUGAGCGAAGCAGGGCAUCAUGGGAAAGAGGAGGCCAAGCCAGGGGGCGAGCCAGGCAGGCCGGCGGGCGUAGAGCCCGCCAUGUGGUACAGACAGGAGCCGGACUCGCGCUUGUGGCCGUACGUCUACCCCAACAAAUACUCGGAAGCCCCGAAACCUCAGGAGGAGGACCGGUGGAAGGAGGAGAGGGCGGGAGAGCGAGAGAGGGAGCGCGACAGGAAGGGGAAGGAGGAGAGGCCGCGCCUGAAGGACGGAGGCCAGAAAGAGGAGCUGAAAGAGGGGAUGGAGGGCAGGACUCAGCUUCCUCCAGAGGAGCACCGGGGGGGAGGAGGCAAGGAGGCCCGCCCCCCCCACAUGCAGUUCUCCUCCCCUCUGGCUCAGCACCAGGGCUACAUGCCCUACAUGCACGGACCGUACGCGUACAGCCACGGCUACGAGCCGAGCCACCCCGGCUACAGAGGCAUGCCCUCCGUCAUGAUGCAGAACUACCCCGGCUCGUACCUGCCGGCUGGCUACUCGUUCCCCUCGUACGGGGGGAAGGUGUCUGCGGGGGAGGAGGGGGAGAAGGCCUCCAGGUCCAGUCCCACGGUGAAGCAGCCCGGCGAGGCCAAAGCCCUGGAGCUGCUGCAGCAGCACGCCAGCCAGUACAAGAGCAAGUCCCCGUCCGUCCAGGACAACAAGACGCCCCACGAGAGGGACCGGGAGCGGGAGAGAGACCGGGGUGGGGGGGAGGGCGACCGGCCACGAUCCUCACCGUCCCAACGCAUGCUGCCUUCACAUCAUCACCUGGGAUACCCACUGCUGUCGGGACAGUACGACCUGUCCUACGCCUCAGGUCUCUCCUCUUCAGCCAUCGUCGCCAGUCAGCAAGCAUCCGCCCCGUCCAUGUACCCUCCCUCACGGAGGUGAGAACGGCACACCUGAUUGGCUGAUCUCCACCCCGCCGCCCGCCCCGAGUCAUGUGACUGGAUCCUGUGAGGAAGCAUUUCGGUGUCGACAUCA